Molecule: messenger RNA, 574 nt
Organism: Tauraco erythrolophus (red-crested turaco)
Lineage: Eukaryota; Metazoa; Chordata; Aves; Musophagiformes; Musophagidae
Source: RefSeq, a predicted model, not a curated record
GUCGAGAUUUGAUAUGCAUACAGUCCAUGGAUGGGAUGCUCAUGUUGUUUGAACAGGAAAGCUAUGCUUUUGGCCGUUUUUUACCUGGUUUUCUUCUGCCUGGUCCCUUGACUUACAGCUCUCGGACAGAUUCUUUCAUUACGGUGUCUUCUUGUCGGCAGGUCGAGAGUUACAAAUACCAAGUGCUGGCAUUUGCGACAGAUGCAGAUGAAAGACAAGAAACAGAACAGCAAAAACUUAGUUCUGGAAAAAGGCUUGCGGUGGAUUGGGUUUUAAACAUCGGAGAGCAAGCACUGGAUAUAUGUGUUGUCUCCUUUAAUCAGACAGUUUCUUCUAUUUUUGUGCUUGGUGAGAGAAACUUCUUUUGCCUUAAGGAUAAUGGGCAAAUUCGAUUCAUGAAAAAGCUUGAUUAUAGUCCGAGUUGCUUCAUUCCUUAUUGUUCAGUGAAAGAAGGAACAAUAAACACUCUAGUUGGAAACCACAGUAAAAUUCUGAAUGUUUAUCAAGAUGUUACACUGAAAUGGGCCACUCAACUUCCCCACAUUCCUGUAUCAGUAAAAGUAGCAAACUUACA